AUGCUUGGAAAAAUCGCCCUCGAAGAGGCCUUCGCGCUUCCCCGCUUCCAAGAAAAGACAAGAUGGUGGGCCGGUCUCUUCGCCACUGAUGUCGACAAGCACGUUGCAGAGAUCACAGAUGUGGAUUCCAUUCGAUUGAACUUCGCCGAAAAGCACGGCGUCGGACUCCAGAUUCUCUCCUACACCGCACCAGGUGUACAGGAUAUUUGGGAUCCUAAGGAUGCGCAGGCACUUGCUGUGGAGAUUAAUGACUAUAUCGCUGAGCGGGUGCAGGCUCACCCGGAUCGAUUUGCUGCUUUUGCAACUCUCUCCAUGCACGAUCCCAAUGAAGCAGCUCAAGAACUCCGCCGCUGUGUAACAAAGUACGGGUUCCUCGGUGCUUUGGUAAACGAUACCCAACGUGCCGGAGCCGAUGGUGACGAUAUGAUCUUCUACGAUAACGAGAAAUGGGAUAUCUUCUGGGAAACCUGUACCGAACUCGAUGUCCCUCUAUACCUGCACCCGCGUAACCCCACCGGCACAAUCUACGAGAAGCUCUGGGCGGAUCGGAAAUGGCUUGUUGGACCUCCUCUUUCCUUUGCCCAGGGUGUUAGUCUCCAUGCACUCGGAAUGGUCACAAAUGGUGUCUUUGAUAGACAUCCUAAGUUGCAGAUUAUUCUCGGUCACCUGGGUGAACAUAUUCCCUUCGAUAUGUGGAGAAUUAACCACUGGUUUGAGGAUCGGAAGAAGUUGCUAGGUCUGCAGGAGACCUGCAAGAAGACUAUUCGGGAGUACUUUGCGCAGAAUCUGUGGAUUACUACUUCUGGUCAUUUCUCGACGCCUACACUGCACUUUUGUAUGACUGAGGUUGGGGCUGACCGGAUUCUUUUCUCUAUUGAUUAUCCGUUUGAGAAUUUCGAGGACGCUUGUGAUUGGUUUGAUUCAGCUGAGUUGUCGGAUAUUGAUCGGUUGAAGAUUGGCAGGGAGAAUGCUAAGAAGCUUUUCAAGUUGGGUGCUUAUAAGGAUAGCAAUGCUUGA
This is a messenger RNA of Penicillium malachiteum, 1017 nucleotides long. RefSeq names its product amidohydrolase family protein. Gene Ontology annotation, biological process: secondary metabolic process. Bases 1 to 1017 code for a protein of 338 amino acids. The transcript has 2 exons. The record is from RefSeq and is a predicted model, not a curated record. NCBI's taxonomy places the organism in Eukaryota, Fungi, Ascomycota, Eurotiomycetes, Eurotiales, Aspergillaceae. Gene Ontology annotation, cellular component: cytosol; cytoplasm. Gene Ontology annotation, molecular function: hydrolase activity; carboxy-lyase activity.